This is a messenger RNA of Micropterus dolomieu (smallmouth bass), 671 nucleotides long. RefSeq names its product protein NLRC3-like. The record is from RefSeq and is a predicted model, not a curated record. The annotation marks the transcript as partial. The transcript has a single exon. NCBI's taxonomy places the organism in Eukaryota, Metazoa, Chordata, Actinopteri, Centrarchiformes, Centrarchidae.
UCACUGCUACAGUUCUGGAGCACAUGUUGACUACAGAGCAGAGAGGAGAGCUGCCCAAGACCCUGACUGACCUGUACUCACACUUCCUGCUGGUUCAGAUAAAGAGGAAGAAGCAGAAGUACGAUGAGGGACAUGAGACGAGUCCACAGGAGCUGACAGAGGCUGACAGGGAGGUUCUUCUGAAGCUGGGGAGGCUGGCGUUUGAACAGCUGGAGAAAGGAAACAUCAUGUUCUACCAAGAAGACCUGGAGCAGUGUGGUCUUGAUGUCACAGAGGCCUCGGUGUACUCAGGAGUUUGUACAGAGAUCUUCAAAAGAGAGAGUGUGAUCUUCCAGAAAACAGUCUACUGCUUUGUUCAUCUGAGCGUUCAGGAGUUUCUGGCUGCAGUCUACAUGUUCCACUGUUACACCAACUGGAACUCAGAGGUACUGGAGGACUUCCUGGGGGAAGACUGGACAUACACAAUCAGUGACUUGUCUGUGGAUGAUUUCCUGCAAGAUAGUGAUGAUGAUGAUAAGGAUGACAGGGAUGAUUAUCAUAACUCAACCCCCGAUGUCUUCCUGAAGAGAGCCAUGCAGAAAUCCCUUGAAAGUAAAAAUGGCCACCUGGACCUGUUUGUUCGCUUCCUUCAUGGCCUCUCUCUGGAGUCCAACCAGAGACUCUUAGGAGGC